Molecule: messenger RNA, 1958 nt
Organism: Cuscuta epithymum
Lineage: Eukaryota; Viridiplantae; Streptophyta; Magnoliopsida; Solanales; Convolvulaceae
Source: the annotation of a GenBank genome assembly
CAAAAAGGGAGAGAUCGACUAGAAAAACCUAAUCAAAGGAGAAGAGAGGAAUCUUUCAGCGAUUUGUGAAUCAGGAAGGCGAUAAUGGCGAUGGCGAGUAUUGCUAGACGGAAGUCUUCGUCUUUUCUCUCGUCGUCGAGGCAUCUAUGCUAUGGCAGCCCCAAGUACUACACUUUCUCUUUGAGCAGAGGCUUCGCGUCGGGAUCUGAGGAGAACGACGUUGUUGUCAUUGGCGGUGGUCCUGGAGGUUAUGUAGCCGCAAUCAAGGCGGCUCAGCUCGGUCUCAAGACCACUUGUAUCGAGAAGCGUGGAACCCUCGGCGGAACCUGCCUUAAUGUUGGGUGUAUUCCUUCCAAGGCACUAUUGCAUUCAUCACACAUGUAUCAUGAAGCCACACAUGCAUUUGCCAACCAUGGUGUGAAGUUUUCUUCUGUCGAGGUUGAUUUACCUGCCAUGAUGGGUCAAAAAGACAAAGCUGUGGCCAACUUAACACGAGGUAUUGAGGGUCUAUUCAAAAAGAACAAAGUGAACUAUGUCAAGGGCUACGGUAAGUUCCUUUCACCCUCAGAAAUUUCAGUAGACACGAUUGACGGAGGUGAAACUGUUGUCAAAGGUAAGAAUAUUAUAAUUGCUACUGGUUCUGAUGUCAAAGGCCUUCCUGGAAUAACCAUUGACGAGGAAAGAAUUGUAUCAUCUACUGGCGCUUUAGCUUUAAAAGAAAUUCCCAAAAAGCUGGUGGUUAUUGGGGCCGGCUAUAUAGGCCUUGAAAUGGGCUCUGUCUGGGCCCGUCUAGGCUCAGAAGUCACUGUUGUUGAGUUUGCAUCUGAUAUUGUUCCAACUAUGGAUAGUGAAGUUCGUAAGCAAUUCCAGCGCACCCUAGAGAAGCAAAAGAUGAAAUUCAUGCUUAAGACUAAGGUUGUCUCUGUUGACAGCUCAGCAGACGCUGUCAAGUUGACCCUAGAACCAGCUGCCGGUGGAGAGCAGACCGUUCUUGAAGCUAAUGUCGUUCUUGUCUCUGCUGGUAGAGUUCCAUUUACUUCUGGGCUUCAGUUGGAAAAAAUAGGGGUUGAAAUGGACAAAACCGGCAGAAUCUUGGUUAACGAACGGUUUGCCACUAAAGUCCCUGGAGUCUAUGCUAUCGGUGAUGUCAUUCCCGGCCCAAUGCUGGCACACAAGGCAGAAGAAGAUGGUGUUGCUUGUGUGGAGUUCAUAGCAGGAAAAGAGGGCCAUGUGGACUAUGACAUGGUCCCCGGUGUUGUUUACACUCACCCUGAGGUGGCAUAUGUGGGGAAAACAGAGGAACAAGUGAAGGCACUAGGAGUUGAUUAUCGUGUUGGGAAGUUCCCUUUUAUGGCCAACAGUAGGGCGAAAGCAAUAGACGACGCUGAGGGGAUUGUCAAGAUCAUUGCCGAGAAGGAGACUGACAAGAUAUUGGGGGUCCACAUCAUGUCACCUAAUGCAGGUGAGCUGAUUCACGAGGCGGUUCUGGCUUUGCAGUACGGGGCAUCAAGUGAGGACAUUGCACGCACAUGUCAUGCCCACCCAACCAUGAGCGAAGCUCUUAAAGAAGCUGCAAUGGCCACUUAUGAUAAGCCCAUUCACAUUUAGAUAAGUGAUGUUUUAUGUUCUUUGUUUGAUAUGUCUUAUGAGAGUUUUGAAAUGACUUGCUGCACAGGUUUUUGUUUUUGUUUUUUAAUUAUGCCUCAUCACACAAGUAGAUCAAGUGGCUAAACGGUGUUUUACCACUUCGUUUGGGAUUAUAGUGCCUGAUGUUGAAGGCUUCUUUCUUUACAUUAAGUUAUACCCCUAUUCGAUUGAUACAAAUAAAUUAAACUAUUACUGAGCAGGUUUGCGGGAUGUGUGGAUGGUAUUCCAUUGUAAUGAGUAAUGACAUGGUCAUCAUUUACGCUAUAUUUCAUUUCACUCCAUUAUCUUACAUGUUACAUUAUGUGGGUUGU